Molecule: messenger RNA, 7540 nt
Organism: Brienomyrus brachyistius
Lineage: Eukaryota; Metazoa; Chordata; Actinopteri; Osteoglossiformes; Mormyridae
Gene: znfx1
Product: zinc finger, NFX1-type containing 1
Exons: 15
Coding region: 661-6342 (1893 amino acids)
Biological process (GO): regulatory ncRNA-mediated heterochromatin formation
Cellular component (GO): nuclear RNA-directed RNA polymerase complex
Molecular function (GO): ATP hydrolysis activity; helicase activity
Source: RefSeq, a predicted model, not a curated record
UUCAGGUGUGUGAGUAUUCUAAUACUGUUUGCUAUGAGCAGGAAUCCAUUUUCGGCUGUAGCUUGCUUCAUCGUGCCUUGUGCUUCCUGAAAUAGGCUCCAGCUGCAUUAAAUCUUAUUUUUUUGGGGAAAAAAAUAAAUAGCAUACAAGGAACAGGAUUGACACAAAUAACAGAUCCCAUUCCCCUGCAAGUUACAAGACAUUUUUUUAAAUAGUUUUAAUGGUUAUGAAAUCUAUCUUUUGUGUUUAUUUUUUAAAGGUAGAUUUAAUUGCGUAUCAAUUGUCAAAAAUAUACGAUCCAGCGAAUUUAGAGAAAAUCUAAUGAUUUUUCCCCCCCUGCCUUUCUUUUACGCACGUUCUGUUGCUGGCUUGACGCGUUUCUUUGGAAAGAAAACCGAAAGUAAUACUGAAUGCAAAGUGAUAUUAUGGGCGGUUUAGUUUCUCGUUAUGAGUGCGACCCUCAUAAGCGGAAGCAGCUCUUGUCGUGAAUAGCAUGUGAAUACUACAGGGCUGGAUGCGAUACUAAUGUCCCACCUCGGAAAGAGCUGUUAUAUUCAAAAGCUGAAACAAAUCAUCUGUCAUCUUAGUGGCCCAAGAUACGAAGUUAUUUUGUGAGACAGGAACUGAACACGUCCUGAAUCUGAGAGACGUAUCUGGGAAAUGAACAGGCCCGGUGGGCAGAGGGGUAUCGCUAGAGCAAAUGUUGAGCACCAAGAAGGUGCUGGAGCUGCCGUGAGAGAAGAUAACUGGAGACUUCCCCAGGGUCAAGGAGGAAGGGGGAGAGCCAGAGGAGACGUCAGAGGGAGGAAUUUCAGGGGGCAGCAGAAUGAUAGGAGGGAUGGUAACUGGCGAAACAGAGGAGACCUCGGAGGGUUGAAUUUGAGGGGGCAGCAAGAUGACAGGAGGGAUGACAAUUGGCGGAACAGAGGAAACAGGGAGGAAAAUCCAAGGAGAGGGAGAGGGAAUGGAGCUUGGGAAAGGGGCAGAGGGGGCAGGAGAGGAGGGGGGCAAAUGAGAGGGGAUGCACCAGAGGUCAGGAAACUAGGGUUGAGGAACCUGGAAGAACUCUCAAAGAAAGAGGCAUCAGAAAUGGCCAUUACUCUGUCAUCCAGUCAGGGGCUGCAAGUCUUGCUAGAAGAGAUGGAGAUGGGCCACAAUCUUGUCCAACUGCUCUGUCAGGUUCUUAGCCAUGCUCUUAGCUCUAAAAUUGACCGGCAAAUUGUGCAGCACUUAGCAGGAGUUAUUAAAGAUUCCAUGUUUUUACGGACAAUACUCCCUCACUACGUAGCUGGGAUGAUGACAGACCAUAUGCCAGCCCGCAGGAUGCAAUACCCACAACACUUAGAUAACAUAAUCAGUCUUCUGUCACAUGUGAUCAGGAUAUUCCCAGCAAGUUCUGUUCCGGUGGUCUCUAUGCUUGUGACUCUCCUCAGGCAAACCAUUAAUGAGCUACGAGCCUCGGGUGUAACUAUCCAGGAAGACACUGAGCAAAACCUGGAGAAGAUACAUAAUUUGGUUAACCAUCUAACAGAAAAAAAACGGGAUGGCACUCUGAGGUCAGACAACUAUACAUUUCUCACAGCAGAGGAGUCCCCCCCUGGAGUAGCAGAUUUCCGCACUAUGCCCAUUUAUCCAACACCCGAGGAGAUCCAUCAGAAUGAGAAGCCUUUCUUACGGCCUAAUAUCACAUCGCAGGCUUAUGCUAGUAGUGAGAUCUACCUGGAUACCCAUUUUCGACUUCUCCGCGAGGACUUUGUCCGGCCUUUGCGUGAGGGAAUAAAGCAACUGCUGGAGUUUUAUCAAGAACAGGAUCAAGGCCAAGUGCACAUGAGGGGAAGACGUUUCAAUGACAUUAGGAUCUACUUUGAUACUCGUCUCGUGGUGCCUCUGUGUACCCCAUCAGGAAUUGCCUAUAAGGUCCAGUUUGACGCAAGCCCUUUAACGUUUGUCCGCUGGCAGAACUCCAAACGGUUACUGUACGGCUCCCUGGUUUGCCUGUCCCAUGACAACUUUGAGACGCUGCUGUUUGCCACCGUGUCAGACCGCGUUCCAGAAGAUCUUCAGAAGGGACUGGUGCAGCUCAGCUUCUCCCAGGAUAGUCGCAUGGUGCUGGCCGAAGUCCAGGUGUCUGCUUCCUUCCUCAUGGUGGAAACCACGGCCUACUUUGAAGCCUAUCGCCAUGUGCUGGAGGGUUUACAGGAAGAAGAUGCAGAUCACCUGCCAUUUCACAGGUACAUAGUUGAAUGCAAGUCGGAGAUACAGCCUCCUGCCUACCUGACCAUGGAGAAGACACUUGACCUGGGGUGUAUAGCAGUACAGGGCUUUCAGAAGAACCUCAAGCCCUUCAGAGCUCUGGAGCCCAGUGCCUGGCCUGACAUGGAGCAGUUAGGUUUAGACGAGUCACAAAUGAAUGCCCUCAAACUGGCUCUCACUAAGGAAGUUGCCAUCAUACAGGGACCUCCAGGCACAGGAAAAACCUAUGUGGGUUUGAAGAUAGCCCAAGCCCUCUUGAAGAAUUCUGAUAUGUGGUCAGAUUUGGUCACCACACCUGUGCUGGUUGUCUGCUACACUAAUCAUGCACUGGACCAGUUCCUGGAAGGAAUUCAUGGAUUCCUUCAAAACGGAAUUGUGAGAGUGGGUGGCCGCAGCAGUAGUGAGGUCCUCAAGCACUUCACACUGCGGGAGCUAACAGGGGCCGCUGAGUUCCGCCGCAACCUGCCCAUCCAUUUACGCCGUGCUUACUACGAGAUCAGCAUGGAGCUGGCCCAGGCAGAGCAGAGGAUUCAGGAGCAGGCCAGCCAGCUGGAGUGUAGCCUACGCGGGAUUCUUCAUGAGCAAUACCUGGAGAGGUUUAUCUCUGAAGAUCACUGGAACAGCUUGAAUGUGAACCCUAUGUGGGAUGGAUUCCAGAUCAGUGGGAAGAAACAGUCUGUGAUCCUAGGGUGGCUUGGCCUUGGUUCUUCUGCCUUCCAGCAGACAACACAGCAGAUAUUGGAUAAUGCUGAAGAAGAAGAGGAGGAGCCUCAUCAGGAUGAGGAAGAGGAGUUGGUGGAUGUGGAGGAAGAGGCAGAUUUGAUCCAAGCUGAGCGGAUCCUUGAGGGUACGGACUUCCAUGACAGAGGCACUGCCAAGAGGAAGAAGAAAGAGGACCUUGCAAUGGUGGAGUUAGCCAGACAGAUGUUGGCAUUAAACCUAGAGAACAUCGAACAAGAGCCCGGUCAGAUGCAGGGUGACUGGCAGGUGCCGCGAAUCCAGAAGAAGAAGAUGAAGCAGCGAAUUCGCAGGGAGCUGGCAAAGGGCACAAUCAUGAAUGAGGAAGAUGAGGCCAGGAUCCAUAACAUGUGGGCACUCAAUCUGCAAGAGCGUUGGAAACUGUACAGGCUCUGGCUAAUGCGCUACCGCACAGACAUGCGUGCCCGGGCCCUGCAGUCUGAGCAAGCUUAUCAAGAAGCAGCUGAGCGGCUGGCCGAGAUUCAGUUGCGACGGGACCUGUGCGUGCUGCGGGAGGCGAAGGUCAUAGGCAUGACGACCACCGGUGCAGCCAAGUACCGCCGGAUCCUGCAGGAGGUGCGCCCUCGCCUGGUGAUUGUGGAGGAGGCCGCUGAGGUGCUGGAGGCCCACAUCAUUACCACCUUGAGUCAAGCGUGUCAGCACCUCAUUCUCAUUGGAGAUCAUCAGCAGCUACGUCCUAGUGCCACAGUCUAUGAACUAGCCAAGAACUUCAACCUGGAGGUGUCGCUGUUUGAGAGGCUGGUCAAACUUGAUUUCCCCUACGUUCGACUCAACUAUCAGCAUCGCAUGAGACCAGAAAUUGCUCAGCUUCUCACUCCACACAUCUACUCUCGACUUGAGAAUCACCCCAGUGUACUGGAGUAUGACAACAUCAAGGGGAUACUUUCCAACUUGUUCUUUGUGGAGCAUGAAUUACCGGAGGAGGAGAUUAUAGAUGGACACAGUCACAGGAAUCGACAUGAAGCUCUGUUUGUUGUGGCUCUGUGCCGCUACCUGCUAUGCCAGGACUACCAGCCAUCGCAGAUCACCAUUCUUACCACCUAUACAGGGCAGCUGCACUGUCUUCGUAAACUUUUGCCUGCUGCUCAGUUUGCUGGGGUUAAGGUUCACGUGGUGGACAAGUAUCAGGGCGAGGAGAACGACAUCAUCCUGCUGUCCCUGGUUCGCAGCAACCCCGAGGGACGCGUGGGUUUCCUGCAGAUCGCAAACCGGGUGUGUGUAGCGCUGUCUCGAGCUAAGAAGGGUCUCUACUGCAUCGGGAACCUGGGAAUGCUCGGCAGAGUUCAGCUGUGGAGCAACAUCUUGCACACCCUCCGGGAGCACGGCCGGGCGGGUCGGCAUCUGAUGCUGUGCUGUCAGAACCACCCUGGGACGCGUACCCCCGUUUCUUGUGCCAAUGACUUUAAGAAGGUGCCGGAAGGGGGCUGCCAGAAGCCGUGUGACUUCCGCCUGGCCUGCGGCCACGUCUGCACGCGUGCUUGUCACCCUUACGACGCUGACCACAAGAAGUUCCAGUGUCUGAAGCCUUGUACGAAGGUUCUGUGCCAGAUGGGGCACCGAUGUCCUGCAUUCUGCUUCCAGGACUGUCCAGAAUGCCCUGUACUACUGGAGAAAGUCAUCCCGACGUGUCAGCACAAGCAGAUGGUGCCAUGCUAUCAAGACCCUCAGCAGUUCAUCUGCCAGGAACCGUGCAAGCAGACGCUGGAGUGUGGCCACUCCUGCGACAUGGUGUGUGGGAUGCUCUGCACCACCCGCUGCAUGGUGAACGUGAAUAUGGAGUUGCAAUGUGGGCACCACCAAAAGGUACCCUGCUACUAUAUUAGCAGCGAGGUGAAAAGGCAGCCUAACUGCCACAAGAAGUGCAGUGAGAUCCUGAAGUGUGGGCAUUCUUGCUCGGGCACGUGCCACAAGUGCAACCAAGGCCGCUACCAUAAGGCCUGUGACUUUCACUGUGGUCGCCCUCUCAUCUGCUCACACAUGUGCCAAGAGCCCUGCGUCAGUGAGUGCCCGCCUUGCCAGCAUCUAUGUGAGAACCGCUGUGUGCAUAGUGCCUGCCCCAAGGCCUGUGGCCAGCCCUGUGCACCCUGCAAGGAACCCUGUGCUUGGCAGUGCCCCCAUCAACGCUGCACCAAACUCUGCCAUGAGCCGUGCGAUCGGACUCCGUGCUUCAGGAUCUGCACCAAAAUGCUUCCUUGUGGUCACCCAUGCAUCGGACUCUGUGGGGAGACUUGCCCUAAUAAAUGCCGUGCAUGUCAUCAUGAGGAACUGACAGAGAUAUUCUUCGGUACGGAAGAUGAUCCCCUUGCCCGCUUCAUUCAGCUGGAGGAUUGUAGACACAUUUUCGAGUCGUCUGCCUUGGACAAAUUCAUGAAGGAAGGAACAAAUGAUGACAAUGCAGGCGAUCGAAACCAGCAGGCCAUUCGGCUUAAGGAGUGCCCCAGAUGUCGUACACCCAUUCGGAGAAACUUGCGGUACGGAGCUCACGUCAAUCGUAGCCUUGCUGAGAUUGAGAAGGUGAAGGCAGUGCUGAAUGGCUCUCCGGAAGACAUAGAAAGGCAAAGAAAUGUCCUUCUGAAAAGUCUACAGACAAUGGAUGUUCUAUUACUGUACAACCCACAUAAAUAUGAUCUUGUUAUGAAGCAGUUAAAACAGAAUGACUUAACAUUACAGAUUCUAUGGAGAAUUGAAAACAAAAUGAAUUUCCUAGACAGGCUGACAAAGCUAACACGUAUAAUGAAGAAAAACAUGUCUCGGGAGUAUAGGGAGUAUUUUUCAAGCCGUAUUCAGGAAUGCCUGGAAUGGCUUUGGGAUCCUAGUCAAAAAUUCUCAGAGCAGCAGUUUUCAGACCUUCAGAGUGAGGUACAGAGGCUGACCUUCUUGGCCGAGCUUAACGUGUGCUGCAGCAGGGCCGGAGACAAGGCGAAAAACACUGACGUCACAGUGGAGGAGCAGGUCCUAAGGAAGCUCCUGGAAGGAACAAAGCCUUUCACUCAGACAGAGGAGAUGCGGGCAAAGCAGGAACUGGAUGGGCUGAAGGAGAAGUUGUCUUGUAAUGAGCUGAACAUCACUGAGGAGGAGAGGGUGAUGAUUGUGGAAGCCAUAGGUCUGCCCAAAGGUCACUGGUACAAGUGCCCCAAAGGUCAUGUUUACGCCAUUGGAGAUUGUGGAGGGGCAAUGCAGGAAAGCAAGUGUCCAGAAUGCAGUAGCACCAUCGGUGGCACCAACCAUGCUCUUGCCAGUGGAAACCAGGUGGCAUCGGAAAUGGACGGGGCCCAGUACUCUGCCUGGUCGGAGGCUGCUAACUUACUGAAUUUUGACCUGAGGUUAUGACCUGAGAGGCCUGCGAUGCAUUAGUCAUAAUUAGCUACAACAAAGCUUGGCUAACAUCAACGAUUGUAUAUUAGCAUAGCAUGGAAUAAAAUUAUGAUGAUUUGUCUGACAAACUGUGAGCGUAGCCAUUUCUCUCCUAAAAUCACCCCAAUAUUUGCAGAAACCUUCUGUACACCCAUGAAUUUUUCUCUUGACCAUUAUUCCAUCUUGUUUGGCUAAUUAAUAUCUCACUGAGUAUAUGGAGUACAUGGAAUGACUGGGGAGAGGUUUGGGAACCAUAAUGAUGUUCUUCUAGUUAUCUAACAAGAACAGAAGACAUUUUAAUGGGGUACUUUCAUUUCCAUAUGUUCUAAAGCUGGUGUUAGGGCAUUGGAGAACUGGACACACUACAAUAUAUGCCAUAUAAGCUGUAUAUACUGGUCUAGUGUAUUAGUGCAAUAUACGGGGUGCCCUAAAAGUCUUGUUUUAAAACACAUUAAAAGCUUUAUAAGAAACAUUAUGAAAAACAAAAGCAUUUGAAAGUUUAUUUAUUUAUUUUUAAUGCUAAUUAAUAUUUAGCAAUUUGGGCUAAUUUUUUAUUUUAAUAUUGAGUUUCUGGAUGACGUCAGACCAGUGUAUUGGUAGGGGAGAUCCAUGCUGUUGGGUCACAUUAAAACUGACAUGUAUGCAUCCAAACGUCCUGCUUUGGAUGCAAUUAAGGCUACAAUUACAAAUGCAAUCCAUUCAGUCACUAAGCAUCAGCUGAUGAAAGUUUCUACAAACCUCAAAAAUCAACUAGAGAAAAUCGUAUAGCACAAGACAUUUGGACAUUUAAUAAGAAAAUGAACAAUAUUUUUUAAAAUGUAAGCAAUUAUACUUUCAAAUUUUUUUCUUUUGUUAGUUUGUAGCAUUUAUACUUUAAAUGUUGUUAAAGCUUAAAACUGCAUUAAGAUUUGUUGGACAUCCUGUGUACUAUUACACUGAUGUUGAUUGAAUUAGUCAUAACUUACAUCAGUAUGCUUUGCAAAUGAGCUAUUAAUGAUAUAAAUUUAUUUUUUGUUGCUUAUCAGUUCAUCUUCAUGUUUUAAAAUUAGCUGAGCAUUAAUACAUUAGACCGAAUAUGAUAUUCAAUCAAUAAUCAAUACAGUAGUGCCUUCAAACUUUGUGUUUCCCACUAAGAAUGCUUAUUAAAUAAAUGAAUAUGCAAAAGUGAACAUUA